UGGAACGGAAUUUUAAUUAAAGGUUUCACUUUUACUCUCACUCUUGUAGAUAUUUUGUGUUCCUGUUGUAUAUUUGGAAAAAAAAUUUCACCAAGCAAAAUUUUUUUACUUUAUUUGUAUGUAAUUUUGUUAAAAAUCAAUAUUAAGUUAGUUGGGAAAUACUAUCAAGCUUCUCUCCCUCUAUGCAUAUACAUUUUUAGUAUUUCCGUGUUUACAGGUGUUCUUAAAUAAACAGGUGUUGCGGUAGCUCUUCUUUUUGUAGUUUAUUCUCUUAGUCACUUCUGUUUGAGGAGCUUAAUAUGUUCCGUCCAGCUGUGUGCCGUACCCUAUUAAAUGUAGGUUAUACAUUCAAAGUGGAAUAUCUAUGCUCAAGUGCUUGGGCUAAUGCAAGAGAUAUUAUCAAUGUUCAGCUAGAUGCUAUUCGUGAAGCAAAGACCUACAAAAAUGAGAGAAUUAUUGUCUCAAAACAGGAUGCCCGCAUUCGAGUUGCUGAUACACCACAAACUGUAAUUAAUUUUUGUGCAAACAACUAUUUAGGAUUGUCAAGUAAUUCACAAAUUAUUGAAGCUGGAAAACAAGCAUUAGAGCAGUAUGGAGCUGGCUUAAGUUCUGUUCGUUUUAUCUGUGGAACUCAGAGUUUGCAUAAAGAACUAGAAAAGAAAAUAGCUCAGUUUCAUGGGAGAGAAGAUUGUAUAAUCUAUCCAAGUUGCUUUGAUGCUAAUGCUGGACUUUUCGAGGCACUUCUCACGCCUGAAGAUGCUGUGCUAUCCGAUGAGCUGAAUCAUGCUUCCAUUAUUGAUGGGAUAAGGUUAUGUAAGGCACAGAAACACCGCUAUAAGCACAGAGAUAUGGCUGAUUUGGAACAGAAAUUGCAGGAAAGCUCAUCAGCUCGCAUGAGACUUAUUGUAACCGAUGGAGUUUUCAGUAUGGAUGGAAAUAUUGCACCAUUACCAGAUAUCUGCAAUUUGGCAAAGAAGUAUAAUGCUAUGAUUUUUAUGGAUGAAUGCCAUUCAACUGGAGUUCUUGGCAAAUCCGGAAGAGGAACUGAAGAACAUUUUGAUUUAAAUGGAAGUGUUGAUAUUAUUAAUUCUACCUUGGGGAAAGCUUUAGGAGGUGCUGCAGGUGGCUAUACAACUGGCAAAUCUGAGUUAGUCAGUCUGUUACGUCAAAAAUCUCGUCCAUAUUUGUUUUCCAAUGCUCUUCCCCCUGCUGUUGUGGCCUGUGGAAUAAAAGCUUUGGAAAUAAUCAUAGAAAACCCUUCUCUUGUGGAACGAUUGCAUAAAAAUACUAAAAUAUUUAGAUCUUCAAUGAAAUCUAAAGGGCUUGAAACUAUUGGAGAUGAUCAUCCUAUUUGUCCUGUAAUGGUUCCUGAAGAUAAAGCUGUGGCUAUCGCUAACAAAAUGCUAGAUAAGGGAAUAUAUGUCAUAGGCUUUACAUAUCCAGUUGUUCCUAAAAAUCGAGCUAGAGUCCGUGUACAAAUAUCUUCCUCUCACACGGAACAGGACAUCUUGAAGGCAGCUGAAGCUUUUCAGUCCGUUAUUACUGAGCUUGUCCACUGAAUUAAGGUCUAGUGAAAAGAAAUUAUUUCUGAGAUUAUAUUCACAUUCCAGGGAUUUUCUUACUGAGAAAUAUCUAUAAAUUUUAUUUUGGGAUUUUUUUUUAUUUUAGAGUCUUUUGUGAUUAUAUUGAAUCUCAUUUUCUUUUAAUUAAUUUUUUUAAUGAAUUACGUGAAUACAGUAGCAGAUUAAUAUAACACAAUUCUCUAUAAACCACAGUAACUUUAUGUUUAUAAAAUUAUUAGUAACUUGAGCAUAUAUGUAGUAACUUUAUCUUUAUUAUUCUUAGACUUCUAUUAAAUAUAUAAUUAGUAGACAAUGCAAUCAAUCACACAUAAAAAAUUUCAGCAACUGAGCAAAAAAUAUUAACUGUUUCCAGGCAGCAAUUAUGUAUCUGCUGAAUGCUUAUAAUCUCUAAAGUAAACUAAAAUUGAUAACUUUUUUUGUUGUUAGUUCUAACACUCUUUGUAAUUUAAUUUUUUUCACCUUUAGUAUAUAAAUAAACAUUUUGGUGCAUAUUUUUGUGUUUUCAAGUAUGUGUAUUCAAAAAUUGUUUUCAAGCAUAAAUAUUGAUCUGCUCCAGAUAUGUAUAGCCAUAGUUGGCAAAUUUAAUAUGUGAAAUGAUAUGCAAACACAAAUUUCUUUCUAAUGCAAGGCUUUGUGUUUCAAGAUUUGCGUUAUAAAUAUCUUUUACUGUAUUUGAUUUAUUCCAUGCAGACUUAAAUGGUUAUUUUCGUUUUCUAAAUUAUAAAAACUAUGCAUUCCAUUUUUUUUUAUUUAUUUCUUUUUUGCAAUAUAAUUUUUGGUAUUUUUAUUUUUCUUAUAUUAUUUUCAUUAUUUUAUUUAUUGCUUACUUUAAUGAAAUUUAAAAAUAUUGCUGAAAGUUACUUUUGAAUUAAGUAAUUUUAGAGAUAAUUUUGAUAUUGACUAAAUUUUUUCAUUUCUGAUUUGACUCCAUCCAUAUCUAUAAAAAACUGCUAAUAAUUGCCUAGCUCAGCAGUUUCCAACCUUUUCAGUUGUACAGAUUAUCAAUUUUGAAAAAAUAAAAAUAAGAAAAGCUUCUGAAGUUCCACUAAUAUCAGUUAAAUAUAUGGGAAGAACUAUAUUAUGACAAAUAGACACCUAUUAUAUAUAUGUAGGAAGGAAAAAAGUAUUGGCUUUGACAAAUGAAAAGGACGUUUUCCUCAUUGGUUAUGGGCUUAGAGCUUUUGAGUGACGCCACAUCUCACUAAGACUUGUAAAUCAUGUCUAAAAUUGGUAUUAACUUAGUUGCUUAGUACUGGUAACAGCUUAAGCUUUCAACCAGCGUUCACGGCACAGUAAUCAUGCUGCCCAUGAAUUGGGAACUGCUGGCCUAGCUAAUUGUUUUAAAAAGAAGUUUGCAAGGUACAAUAAAAACUUUAAAAACAUCAGUUAUAAGCGUUAAAAUGAAAGCAUAUUGGUAAAAAUGCCAAAAUGAAAGGGACUAAAAGUUAUAAACUCAUAAAUAAAUUUAAAAAAGGUACUGAAUACUUAUUUUAACAUAAAAUUUAUAACAAUUUUAUUAAGUUUUUCACUUCACGUUUCCUUGCAAACCUCUUUUGGGGAUUCAUUCUUAGUUUAAAAUAAUGUUUAAUAAUACUAAAUCAUAUCCCUUUUUAGUAAAUAUCUUUUUGAAGUAUACCUUAUUUAUCUUAAUCCUGUUACAAUAAAGUACCUAAUACAAUGUUACAGUAAAGUGCCUUUUUAUAAAGUAUUAUUUUUAAGAAAAAAAAAGAGACACAUUAUGACAGUUUAUCUCAAUACAUAUGUACUACUAGAAGUCAGUGACAUUUUUAUGAUUAAUGUCUUGUUGAAGCUUUCCUUUCCAACAUUGAUUCUUGUUUUUUUCCUCUCCAAAUUUAAACUUUUCUAUGGAUAUAUAAAUUAAACUAUAUGUUCCAAUAUGUAUAAACUUAUUUCUCUGUAUUACGAUAUUUUCAGUAUUCCCUUCCCCCCUAGUUUUAUUUAAUUGUAACAAAAAUUAAUCCUUACUUUAUCAAAUAUAAAAAUACUGUAUGAAAUGCUGUUGUGAUAAAAUGGCUUAUUAUAAAGUAUUAUUUUGAAAUAAAUAAAUAAAACAAUA
This is a messenger RNA of Parasteatoda tepidariorum (common house spider), 3660 nucleotides long. RefSeq names its product Glycine C-acetyltransferase (gene Gcat). Gene Ontology annotation, biological process: L-threonine catabolic process; biosynthetic process. Gene Ontology annotation, cellular component: mitochondrion. NCBI's taxonomy places the organism in Eukaryota, Metazoa, Arthropoda, Arachnida, Araneae, Theridiidae. Gene Ontology annotation, molecular function: pyridoxal phosphate binding; glycine C-acetyltransferase activity. The record is from RefSeq and is a predicted model, not a curated record.